Nomascus leucogenys (northern white-cheeked gibbon) is the source of this 2743-nucleotide messenger RNA. It is a transcript of the gene STPG1, whose product is annotated as sperm tail PG-rich repeat containing 1. Gene Ontology annotation, cellular component: germinal vesicle; male pronucleus; female pronucleus. Gene Ontology annotation, molecular function: histone binding; chromatin binding. Gene Ontology annotation, biological process: epigenetic programing of male pronucleus. The record is from RefSeq and is a predicted model, not a curated record. Lineage: Eukaryota; Metazoa; Chordata; Mammalia; Primates; Hylobatidae.
AAACAAAGGAUGCCAUUGGCUGGAGUUACCUCGCGGACGGCGGAAGGUGGACUCGCGAAUGUGAGGCCUGUGGUUGCCACAGCGACCGGGAGGUUGGGCUGGCCAGAUUCAGCCGCUGGGACUGGACCAGGUGCUUAGGAGAAGAUGCAGUAGAGCUUUUCAUCAAACAAAUGGAACACAUCACAGAAUUUUGCUAACAUGGACAACUCUGCACAGAAAAAUGAACGCACUGGCAAACAUCCCAGACGUGCCAGUGAAGUACAGAAAGGUUUUACUGCUGCAUAUCCAACAGAGUCAUCCAUUCCUUUUAAAUCUCAAGCUUCGGUAAUCCCAGAAUCAGAAAAAAAAGGAUUCAAUAGUCAAGCCAAGAGAUUUUCUCAUAAGAAGAAUGAUAUCCCAGGUCCUGGGUUCUACAAUGUCAUUCACCAGUCACCGGUGUCCAACAGUGUCUCAUUGUCCAAGAAAGGAACUUGCAUGUUUCCCUCGAUGUGCGCCCGAUUGGACACCAUCAUUUCUAAAUACCCUGCGGCGAACACAUACACUAUCCUAUCGGAUUUUAUUUCCAAGAGAGACUUUAGUAAUUCAUGUUCCAGCAUGUUCCAGUUGCCAAGCUUUAUGAAAGUUCCCAAAUUUGAAACUCCUGCACCAAACUAUUACAAUGCCUCUGUCUCUUGCUGCAAGCAGAGAAACAACGUCUGUGCUCGAGCCGGGUUUAUGUCAAAAACCCAAAGAGGAUCUUUCGCUUUUGCUGAUAAAGGACCUCCCCCAGGGCAUUAUGAUAUCAACGAAUCCCUUGUGAAGCGGUCGCCAAAUACAUUAAUGUCUUGUUUUAAAUCAAAAACCAACCGUGGAUUAAAACUGACAUCAACAGGCCCGGGACCCGGUUAUUACAACCCCAGUGAUUGCACAAAAGUUCCAAAAAAGACUCUUUUCCCGAAAAAUCCCAUCCUGAACUUCUCUGCUCAGCCUUCACCCCUGCCUCCGAAGCCGCCUCUCCCAGGUCCUGGUCAGUAUGAGAUCGUGGACUACUUAGGCCCCCGCAAGCAUUUCAUCUCUAGCGCAUCAUUCGUGUCCAAUACCAGCCGGUGGACAGCGGCGCCGCCUCAGCCAGGCCUGCCUGGCCCAGCCACGUACAAGCCAGAGCUCCCAGGAAAGCAGUCUUUCCUCUACAACGAGGACAAGAAAUGGAUCCCAGUGCUGUAGGCAUGUCACACAAGGUCAAGGAGAACUCCAGCCACCAGCCCACCCCGCCCAGCGUCCCCAGGACAUUCCUCAGGUGGAGACCGAUCAUGUGUGUGGCAGCUGACAGCUUGGGGGGUGACCCUACCACUCUGGCCUGGCAUGCUAGCCGGACUGCUGCCAUUGCCUUUGUCUUGAGCUGGAGACAUUGCUCCUUGGAGACUGCACCCCAGCCCCACCGACUCCAGUGGCUUCCUGAGCAGAAGGGAGGAGUGGACAGAGCCCCCUGGCUGCUUCCCCACGCACCCAUCCAGGCUGGCUUCCGGCACGACUCCCUGCCGCAGACUGAAGGGACUCCUGAAGCGCAGACUUUAAGGAGGAGCAGUCCACCCUGAAGGUGGCCAAGCCUGGAAGCCCCACCCUUCCCUGUUUCAUUCCUUCAUUCAUUCAUUCCCUCACUCCUGCCUUUCUCAUCUGUCCCUUUCUGGCCUCACUCACUCACGGUAUGUCUACUGGGUGAAAGCUACCUGCAGGCAGCUGAUGCUUUUUCCACCAGUCCACAGCUUCCUUUCUAAAGUGACCACCUGUUUGGAAAGGCCUCUCUUUACUCCUUUUAGACCUUUUUCUCUUUGGAGUGGGAGAUCGUCUUAGAAUGGCAGUGUCCAGGCCCGGGGGCUGCGCUUUUCCCUGACUUUCUCUGCCGGCAGGACUGAAUUUUCUCCAGGCUUACAGGCCCUUCCGUGGAGUCCACAUGGCCUGUCUAGGCCUGGUAGCCUUUGUUUCUAUGUGGAGGGAAAAAGAAAUGUGCCCUGGUGGUUUUGGUGGAGGCUGCACAGAUGCGCGGUGGGUGGGGAGCUGCCAGGCUCCUUUCCUGAUCUCCCAGCGGACUUUGACUGACUGGGCUUUGACUGACGCUGUAAGUCUCUCAGUACAUUAACCCCCCCAGCUACUGAGAGGUACAAAGUCUCCAAGACCUGUACAACUGUGGCCUCUCGAGAGAAGUGGUCCUCAGCCUUGACUGCACACUGUAAUUACCUGGGGACUUUAAAAAAUACUGAGGCUUGGGGCCCACCCACAAAUGCUGAUUUAACUCCUCCAGGGUGGGGUCUGGGCAGUCGGAGGUGGGGAGGCAGGAGCCACCCAGGUGAUUCCAAUGAUAGGUGAAGGUUGAGAAGUGCCACCUUCCAGCUUCCUAACUGGCUCUGGGAGGGGAGCUGGGUAGGCAGUUCAGGAGGUGGGAAAUUUAUACACGCGGAGCACCUGGAGCAUCUACAGCAUGACUGUGGUUCCACGCUCCUCUGUCAUUUAACCUUCACGCAUCACCUUAUUCUGACAUCAAGGGUGCGUCGCAGCCACAGUGAGGCCUGGCCUGGGCAGAGCAACUCUGGGUGCCCCACUGGGUCCCUCCCACAGGGGCAGGCAAGCCUAAUGGGAACCCCAGGCAAAAGGAAACAUCAGCAAUACGAAUCCUGUCUUUAAAACUGCGAUGUUUUGUUCACCAUGGAUUUUUUUUUGGCCUUAAUUUUAAAAAUAUUGCAUUAAAUUUAUUUAUCUUGCUUAUUGA